Molecule: messenger RNA, 1123 nt
Organism: Darwinula stevensoni
Lineage: Eukaryota; Metazoa; Arthropoda; Ostracoda; Podocopida; Darwinulidae
Source: the annotation of a GenBank genome assembly
CCCAUCUUCUUGCAGAUAAUUUUUGCUGUCAUUGGCCAAUCCUGUUAUUUAGAUUUUAGGCCUGCCAUUAUCUUUUUUUACACUGCUAAAUCUUCUUGAAGAUGCCUAUUCGUGCCAAGAUAUGGAUCCUCCUCAAAGAGUUUGUUGGGGAGCCAAAACCAUCUGACUUCAAACUGGAGGAAGAAGAUGUGCUAGGGGAGAACAUUGGGGAACUCCAACCUGGAGACAUGUUAAGGGUGACCCUGAGUCGAAACGACAAGUAUGUCAAUGGCACGGCUGUGGUUGCAAACGUUGGAUGGCGUACACACACACUGAUAAAACCAGGGACCCUGCCAGAAAACAUUACUGGUCUUGUGAUGCUCCCCUCCAGCUUCUCUCCACUCCCCAUCUCACUUAUUUUGGGGACUUGUGGCAGACCUGGGAAUUCUGCAUACUUUGGAUUCUUGGAGUUGUGUCAGCCAAAGAAAGGCGAGACAGUUGUAGUCAAUGCAGCUGCUGGAACAGUUGGCAGCCUGGUGGGACAGAUCGCCAAAAUGAAAGAAUGUCGUGUGAUCGGGUUUGCUGGGAGUGAUGAUAAGGUGGAGUGGCUGAAGGAACUGGGGUUUGACCAUGCAUAUAAUUACAAGACUGUCGAUUUGGCUGCUUCUCUCAAGGAAGCGGCCCCAAAUGGUGUUGAUUGUUUCUUUGACUGUGUUGGAGGGGAGAUGACUGCUGUGAUAAUGCAGCACAUGAAUACCUUUGGUCGUAUGGCUAUCUGUGGAAGUAUCAGUGGUUAUAAUGAUGACCCUGCAAAUAAGCCGAAAGGUGAGGGCACUCUGUGGACUCCAGUUGUGCUGUUUAAGCAACUUCGCAUCGAAGGCUUCAUGGUAUUGCGGUGGAUGGAUCGAUGGAAUGAAGGUGUACAACAGAUGGCAGAAUGGGUCAAGGAGGGACGACUGAAGUAUCGUGAGACGGUGACAACAGGGUUUGAGAAAACCCCUGAGGCUUUCAUAGGCAUGUUCAAGGGGGAAAACACUGGGAAGGCUGUUGUGAAGGUGAACUUGCAUGGGUGUGAUUAGGACCUGAGCUCUCCAUAUGAAGAUUUUGUCAACAUGUAUCAAGCUGUUGUUUGCAGUUGCUUAUU